AUGGCAUCGGCCACAGCCCUCCCGGUGCAGCCGCAAGUCCGCCUGCUCCACCACUCGCCAGCAGGGUGCGUGAUAGUCCACAAGCCGCCUGGGGUGCCGUUCCACGCCACCGGGGACCAGCCUGGCCUGAUGCAGCUCAUCCGCAGCCAGCAAGGGCAGGCGCACCUGCCAUAUGAGGGACCGCUGUGGCCCGUUCACAGGCUGGACUUGAUCUGCAGCGGCUGUGUGGUGCUGGCCACACGGCAGGAGGCCGCAGGGGAGCUGAUCGGCGCCUUCCGGCAGCGCCAAGUCCAUAAGUACUACUGCGCCCUCUCAGACAGGCGGCCCUCCAAAAAGAUGGGCUCAGUUGCGGGAGAGAUGCAGCGGGGGCGCAGGGGCGCCUGGAUGCUGGCACGCAGCUCUGCUGCGCCAGCAGCCGAUGCGCCAGCCCCUCCCGUCUAUAAGGCGGUCACGAGAUUCACCAGCACGGCAGUGCUGGGCAGCCGGCCGGGCCUGCGGGCCUUCCUGCUCAAGCCUGAGACGGGGCGCACGCACCAGCUGAGGGUGGCUCUGAAGAGCCUGGGAUCCCCAGUGCUAGGCGACGAGCGGUAUGCGCAGAAAGAGGCAGCGGCGUGGGAGGAGCGCGCAUACCUCCACUGCGCGGCGCUGCGGUUUGAGCUGGGCGGGGCAGCCGUGCAGGUCGUCUGCCCGCCUGAGCACGGCGCCGAGUUUGCAGACUCGCCAGGCUUCCGUGCCGUGUUUGACGCCUGGCUGCCGCAGUCCAUGGAGCAGGAGCUAGGGCCUUGGUUUGCCGACAGCAAGCUGCUGCGCAGCAGCUUACAGUAG
Messenger RNA from Chlorella variabilis, 825 nucleotides. RefSeq lists its product as hypothetical. Gene Ontology annotation, biological process: pseudouridine synthesis. The transcript is spliced from 5 exons. The coding region runs from base 1 to 825 and encodes 274 amino acids. NCBI's taxonomy places the organism in Eukaryota, Viridiplantae, Chlorophyta, Trebouxiophyceae, Chlorellales, Chlorellaceae. Gene Ontology annotation, molecular function: RNA binding; pseudouridine synthase activity. The record is from RefSeq and is a predicted model, not a curated record.